This is a messenger RNA of Verticillium nonalfalfae, 327 nucleotides long. RefSeq lists its product as uncharacterized. The record is from RefSeq and is a predicted model, not a curated record. Lineage: Eukaryota; Fungi; Ascomycota; Sordariomycetes; Glomerellales; Plectosphaerellaceae. The transcript has 2 exons. Bases 1 to 327 code for a protein of 108 amino acids.
AUGUCCAUCGGCAGCGAUGACAGUACCGUCGGCGACGAUGUCAGCAUGACCAUCGGCAGCGAUGACAGUACCGUCGGCAGCGACGGCAGCACCGUCGGCGGCGACUGUGAAACGACUUUCAACAAAAACAUGGCCGAGAUGGAGACCUAUGAUGCAGCGAAGAACGAAAGCUCCAGCAAUGUUUCGACCGCAUUUCAGCAAGCCAAACUUGCUGGAGGAAACCAUGACACUGUGGCCAACGACAAGCUCAAUAACUAUACCUCCAUGUCCUCGGCUUCGAGAACUAUACUGGCGACAAACGACGCGAACAGCUUGCGGACGCUAUAA